GUAAAUCUCAAAAUGUGGGCACCCGAUGUUCAAAAUAUAUCCACAACCGAUUUGCAAGAACCAUUAAGCACUACACCAAUUCUCUCCAACCAACGAGUUUGUAACUCUCAUCCCGAUGUUCAAAAUAUAUCCACAACCGAUUUGCAAGAACCAUUAAGUACUACGGCAAUGUUUUCCAACCAGCAAGUUUGUUCUUCUCCUUCUGAAACUCAAAAUAUAGCUGCAACCGAUUCGCAAGAACCAUUAAGCACUGCACUUAUUUUUUCCAAUCAAAAAGUUCGCAACUCUUCUUCUGAAGCUAGUAGUACUUCAAAUUUCUCUAAUCGGCAUAAUGGUCAAACAAUUAUCUUAGAACCAGAAUCUGAAUCAAUUAAAGAGUUACAUAAGGAGCAAUCCCCAAGCCGGGCAAAUGCAUUUUUAGAAGACGAUGAAUACAAUUAUUCAACAAAGCAACCAUUUACUCCAAAUGCAACAGUAUUCGAGAUAGCAACAUUCGUUGCAGAUCAUCCUGUAAUGGCCAAUAUGAUACAUCAAAGUAAACAAAAAAGAUGGGAUACGUCUGAAGAGUUUUCACUCAGAGAUCCAUCAUUACCAAAUCAAGAACCACGAUCAAUCAAGGAAUCGACUUUAGAGUCGAGACUCCGUAUAUGGCUUGAGGAAUUGAAAUGUUUAUUUCUUCGAACUCGGAACCCAUCACAAGCAGCAUUCGACCAAUUGGUAUCUGCAGUAUUACCAAGUUCUAAACUUGCAGAUGAUGAUUUUCAGCAACUUCUCGAAAAAUCCAAGGCAACGUUUAGUGAUUUUCGUCAUGCUUUUAAUAAAGACCUUAAGAAUAUCGCUCUCGAGUAUCUUAACAAUUUUAGCAAUUGCAAUGAGGAUGUUUUGGAUGAAAACAAUUUAAACAGAUUUGUUGAUUACAAUGUUACAAAAAAGAUUCUGCAAAGGUAUCUUGCAAGUACAAGGGAAUCAGAAUUUGCAGAAAUAACUCGGGAUAUAUUGAAAAAAUUCGUCCAAGCAGCUUUUAAGUUACAUGUUAUUCACACUCACAAAGAAAUCCAACGCGAGUUCAGUUCCUAUAAAAAAGUUCUAGAAGACAUCAAACAUAUGAAUUCAAUUACGUUAUCACUUGAUAUUCCAACACGUGGAAAGUCGGAUAUAUUAAGAACAU
This is a messenger RNA of Racocetra persica, 1168 nucleotides long. The record is from the annotation of a GenBank genome assembly. Lineage: Eukaryota; Fungi; Glomeromycota; Glomeromycetes; Diversisporales; Gigasporaceae.